CACCAAUCAAAGACCAAUUUAUUCUAUUGAUUGUUUCAUGAACUGAUUGAACUUCAUUCGAUGUAACUGAGCUCAGCAUAUAUUUCUAAAUUUUGUAAUUACGUAUUUAGAAGACUUAAAUUUUUUAUAGUAAAAAAUAUUAUUGAGGAAAAUGAAUGUCAUAAAUUCUGAAAAUGUAUUGGGAGGUCGAAGACGAGGAAAUCGCGGUCGCGGACGAGGAAAAAUUGGUACACUGGGAACUAUUCAACAAACAAUUAACAUAUUACCUAAAUACUUGAUUCCUGAGACUCGAAGGCCAUUAGUAAAUCUUGCACCAUCAAGUUCAAGUACAACAGUCACACCAAAGACAGCUAGACGAGGAUAUGGAGCUAAAUCAUCUUCUGGACGAGGAAGAAGUUCUGGACGUGGUAGAACUACUGACUCUGGCACUGGUGGUAGAAUCACAACAUCCAGUACCUCAGAUGCUCAAGAAAAAUUUGUUAUAAUGGCUAUUACGUCUGGUCGCGGUGAAGCUAGAGGAGAAGUUGGAAUGGCUGUUAUGGAUGUACAACAUCCACACCUCAUCAUUUCUCAAAUAAGUGAUUGUAAUUCAUAUAUUAAUACUUUGACUAAAAUUCACACAUUUGAUCCAGUCGAGAUUAUAAUGCCAGAUACGAUGUGUGAGGCCAGUAAUAAUCUUUACACUGCGAUCAAAGAAAAAUUUGAAAAUAUUGAUGUAGCUGGUGUCAGUCGUGUACAUUUUUCUGAUGCUAUUGGUUUAGAAAGAAUAAAAACUCACUGUGCCAUUGAAUUUGCGUCUGUUGAGCUUGCAAUUCAUCAAAAAUAUUACGCUCUUGCUGCAACAGCAGCUCUAAUGAAGUACAUUGAAUUCAUCCAACAUGUUCAGUAUAUGCCUCAGUCAAUGCGUAUAGAUUAUCAAGUGUCUCAAAAUAAUACAAUGAUUGAUAUUGAAAGUGCUCAGAGCUUAGAAUUAGUAACAGCUCAUGGAGGUCAACCAAAUUACUGUCUUCUUGGAGCUCUUGAUCGUUGUUCAACUCCAAUGGGUAGAAGAUUACUGAGAGUUUCUAUUCUUCAACCGCCUUGUAACGUAGAUACUAUAACUGACAGACAACAAUGCAUUGAAGAGUUUGUCAACAAUCGAUCAGUAUUUGCAAUUACUCAACCAAUUGUGCGACGUUUAUACGGAGCAAGUCGUCUUCUAAGUUUAGGAAUGACGACACUUCAAAAUGACUCUGUUCAAAAAGCUGAAAGAAAUCUCAAUUAUAUUUUGUUAUUAAAAAAUACUAUUGAUAUAAUACCUGAAUUAAAAGCAGCUCUAAGUACUACUCAAGCACCUUUUUUCCAAAAAAUUCGUAAUGAUCUUGAAGACGAUCGUUUUGAAAUUAUGAAAGAAAAAAUUUUGGAAAUAGUUCAUGAAGAUGCAAUGUCUGUUAUGGGAUUUACUUCAGCAAAUAUGCAAAGAUGUUUUGCAAUUAAACCUCAAAUUAAUGAAUUGUUAGAUAUUGCUCGACAAGCUUACUGUGAAUUAAUUGAUGACAUGCAAUCGAUGGUGUUUAAAUUGGGUGAAAAAUAUAAUUUCCCAUUGGCUCUUGGAUGUAAUAUGACGUAUGGUUAUCACAUUCAAAUGAAUAUAACAAAAUAUAAUUUUAAUGAAGAAAAUUUACCUAAAGAAUUUAUAAUGCUUCAAAAGCAAAGAAAUUUAGUACUUAUGACGGUUGAACCACUUGUUGUUCUUGGUACUCAUUGUAGAGAUGCGUGUGAAGAAAUUCAUAUUAUGAGUGAUAUAAUAAUGUCUGAAACAUUGAAUGAAAUAAGAAAUCACAUCGGCUGUUUGUUUUAUCUUAAUGACAAUAUUGCAGAACUUGACUUGAUAUUGUCUUUAUCACAAAUAAGUUCAAUAUCUGAUUACGUAAAACCAACAUUUGACUCAGAACUUGAAGUCCGUAAUUCAAAACAUCCUGUAAUGGAUAUACUUGGAGUAGAACCUGCAAUACCCAAUGACAUAAUUGCUUCUGUCUAUUACAAUUUUCAUAAUAUAACUGGUCCAAAUAUGGGAGGUAAAACAAUUUAUUUAAAACAAAUUGUUCUUUUGCAAAUAAUGGGACAAAUGGGAUGCUAUGUACCCGCAACAAAAGCUAAGUUCCGUGUUGCCGAUCGUAUUUUUUGUAGGCUUGGAGUUAGAGAUGAUAUUGAGUACAAUGCAUCAACUUUUAUGCUUGAAAUGAAAGAAGCGCAAUACAUUUUGCAAUCAAUUACUCCACAGUCAUUAGUUAUUUUAGAUGAAUUAGCUCGAAGUACUACAGUCGAAGAAGGAGCUUCGAUUGCUUGGGCAAUAUGUCGACAACUUUUAAAGACAUCAGCAUUUAUUUUUAAUGCUACUCAUUUUUUAUAUUUACUGAAAAUCGUUGAUCUUUAUCCAAAUGCUACAAAUCAUUACAUGGAAGCGAUUUUAAAAAAUGAAAAUGAUAUUGAUCAAUCAAGAUUAGUUUAUACUCAUAAAUUAAAGCAAGGUAUCUCUACAAUUGAUCAUUAUGGAAUAACAUUAGCAAGAUCAUCAGGUUUACCAGAAAACAUUAUUACUGAAGCUCAAAAACUAGCAUUACAAAUAUCUACAAAUUUAAAGCCGACAGAAACAAAUAGUGUAAGUGAGCGUCAAUGUAACGUAAUUACUCAACGUAAAAUAAACUAUGACUCUUUGGUAGCAAUAAACAAAGAAUUUUUGAAAGAGACAGUUGAUACUGGUUAUAUUUAUCAAAUAAUGAAAAAUAUUAAAAUAAUUGAUUACACUGAUUGUGAACUCGUUGAUCCUAAUGAAAAAAUUUCAUUAAUGUCUAUUAUGAAAAAAAAACAGACAACUGAUAAUCGUGAAAAUGAAACUACUAAACCAGAAUCUAUGGAUCAAAAUCAAUUUAAAAAACCUAGAGCUGUUCCUCAGUCAUACACCAUCAAAGAACAAUCAAUGCCCGAUCAGGAGAACAUUCAACCAGGGAAAAGAUUGACAGUUCCUGUGACAUCAGUAUCAGAAGCUUCGCAGCCUAAAGUUCCUAAACUUGGAGCACCAUUAAAAACUACUCCUCAAUUAUUUAAACAAUCAGCCAAUGUAAAGCCUUUGUCAGAACGAAAUUAUUACAAUAAAAGUAUUGAUUCGCCUUUAGGGUCAUCUGAUAAGAGUAAGAAAAUACUUAGGAAUCCUUUCUCUGAUUCUGAUUCACCUCUUUUUAUACCAAAAUCACAACCAACUGUAUUUAAUUCAUCACAAAAUAAUUAUCGAGCUGAAUCAGGAUCAGAUAUAUCAGCAAAAGAUAAAUCACGGCUCACUGUCUCAAAGGUGGAUCCACGAUAUCACGUUCCUAAUCAGUACAACGGAGUACAGGAAGCAUUUAAACAAAUAAGUUUAUCUCCUGAUAGUAAACGUAAGAGACAAGAAUCUUCUCAAACAUCAUUUGGGGAAGAAAUAACUUCAUCAACUACCCGAGCUGAUAAUUUGUUAGAUAGUUUAGCGAUACCCAGUACUUCAAAAAAUACUUCAAGAAAAACUGAUAUUACAUUAUUUAAAAUUGAUACACCGACUAGUAAAAUUCCUGAAGAAUAUUGUUAUAUGCGUCAUAUAUUAAAAAAUCCACCAUGGGAAAAUAAGAUUGACUUGUUGGAAUCCAAUGAGUUAAAAACUUCAUCAAGUAAAAAUGAUAACUUUUUUUUCACUUCAAAAAUUGUUACGAGAAACGCAAAUCUUGUGGCCAACGAUCGUAAAAAUAUUAAAAAAAUUUUAAGUAGCUCAACUUAUGAAUCAGCUUUGGGGUCGCCAUUAAAAGAUAUAAUAAGUCCUAUGGAGCAUUCUGAACUGAUGCCUUCUGGGCCUUCAAUGCUUCAAAAAACAGAUAAACAAUCAAAUCUACAUGCAAAAGGUGAUAAUAAUCAACAACUAUCACCAUGGGAAGAUACGAUUGACUUAUUGGAAUCUGAUGAAUUGAGAACUGCAUCAAGUAAAACUGAUAACUCUUUUUCAACUUCAAAAAUUGUUACGAGAAACGCAAAUCUUGUGACAAACGAUCGUGAAAAUAUUGAAAAAAUUUUAAGUCCUAUGAGUUAUUCUGGACUGAUGCCUUCUGGGCCUUCAAUGCUUCAACAAACAGAUAAACAAUCAAAUCUACAUGUAAAAGAUGAUAACAAUCAACAAUUAUCACCUGCUACGUCUCAAACGUCAAUAGAAACAACUGCGGCUCGCACUCUCGCUCGUCGCAAAGAAGCUGAAAUUUUUAAAAUGAUUGAAGGCGACGCUUUUGAUGAAAAAAGUUUUAUGAAUUCUAUUAAAACUCAUGUCAGCAUUGAUUCUGAUUAAUUUGAUUAUUUAAUUUAUUUAAAGAUUAUUAAUUCUUAAUAUUUAUAAUUAUUUCAAAUAAUAUAUCGAUUUUCCAAAUAAA
Molecule: messenger RNA, 4421 nt
Organism: Microplitis demolitor
Lineage: Eukaryota; Metazoa; Arthropoda; Insecta; Hymenoptera; Braconidae
Product: mutS protein homolog 4
Exons: 15
Coding region: 152-4339 (1395 amino acids)
Biological process (GO): mismatch repair; reciprocal meiotic recombination
Cellular component (GO): nucleus
Molecular function (GO): ATP-dependent DNA damage sensor activity; ATP binding; mismatched DNA binding
Source: RefSeq, a predicted model, not a curated record